This is a messenger RNA of Acanthosepion pharaonis, 1689 nucleotides long. Lineage: Eukaryota; Metazoa; Mollusca; Cephalopoda; Sepiida; Sepiidae. The record is from the annotation of a GenBank genome assembly.
AUGCGACUAUCACAGGUCGCUCAAGGCAGCGCUCUUACGCAGGCCUUGCAGUCACAAGAGGAGGAUGCUACCUGCUUGGCUAGGAAAGCUGCCGAGAGGACUUCGUUGCGAUCAAGGUUCAAGAAUGAACAACGUUUGAGUAUGAACGCACAGGCUGCAGUAACCGCCUCUGCAUCUCGGGCUUCCGAGAUUCAUCAUCAAAGGCUUCUUCCUAACGUAAGAAACGCUGCUGCCACUGCGAAAUCAAGGGCAAUAGAGACACUUAACCGCAAGCCCUCCCGUCAAUCCAGGGAUGCUGCUGCAACGAGCAUUAGGGCUGCUGAGACUCUGCUCCGUAGGUCUGUUCGAAAUGCUACGAAUGCUGCCACCACUGCCAGGUCGAGAACAGCUGAAACAUUUGACCGCAGGCUCGCCCGUCAAUCCAGGGACGCUGCUGCAACAGCUAGGUCGAGGGAGUCCGAGACAGAACUGCAGCGGGCAACCCGCAACGCUGUAGCGACUUCUGCUGCCAGAAACUCUGAGGGCCCACAUACAAGGGCAAACAGACUUUCAAGGGCUGCUACAAACAUGGCCGCUGUGCACUUAUCUCAAAUUCCCCAAGCUCGCCGCAUACGCCUCGACGGCGACAUUCAGCGCCUUGCGGCCGCCCGUAUUAUUACCUGUCCCAGUAGCUCUUUUUGGUCUUUCUUGGCUUUUAAUUACGACCCCGGCAUUAACUUAACUACGCGUGACGACAUCAAUUGGGCCGGGAAGCCUACCAGUCUGUGCUGCUCCUCCGGCAAAGUUCGACUGCCACUUCUGCAUGAACCACCUACUCCGCUGAGAGGACUAAUAGACGGCUCCCAUCCCGACUCCAACCACUUCCUUAAAAUAAUUAGGCAAUACAACUCCUCUCAAAUGACCUCAUUUGGGGCUCAGGUGGUUCGAGAAGAAGGUUGGAUGCCCAAUUUCAAAGUACAGGGGCAGUUAUACCACCGCAUUAGGUCUCUGCUGCCUGAGGAGACCUCUACGCCUAAAUUCCUUCAAAUGUACUUUAUUGCAGACUAUAACCUACAGGCCGAAACCCGAAUUGGUAAUUUGCCGCCGUCGGGAAGAGUUCCUCGCAGAGACGUCAUACUGCUACUUCAGGCCAUGUUUCACGAGGUUAACAGCUACAUUCACAGUUUCAAAUAUGCUUUGGAAAAUGCUCCCUUUCCUUCCUUCAGUAUUGUAAAUGACGUCGACAAACGGCCUCAUGAUGGACACGGACUCUGCUACAAUGCUCCUGCGUGCAACGAAGUGGCUGCUACUAUACAUGGGGAACAAGACCUCACUCGAGAUAUUGUCCUCAAAUCAAGAGGCGUCGCUCUUCGCAGGAUUUCAGAGAUCCAUCGAUCAUACGACGCAUUGCAGUACCCUUUGCUUUUCCAUUAUGACGAUGGCUACCACUUCGGCAUUCACCUUCAUAUUCAGGGUGGCCAGUCUACAACGUCUCCCAGAGCCUUAUCGUGCAAGGCCUUCUACUCAUACCGUUUCAUGGUUAGGGAUGGAGACUUCAACCUGCUUCAUAGAUGCAGGGAGCUUUUCCACCAGUUUGCGGUUGACAUGGCCGCUAAGAUGGAAUUGGAGAGGCUUUGUUUUAUAUGGAAUCAUCAGAAACAGCUGUGCUCAGACUCCUACGUACACUUACGCGACAGCCUUCGAAAUUAA